Messenger RNA from Lipotes vexillifer (Yangtze River dolphin), 705 nucleotides. RefSeq names its product kinetochore localized astrin (SPAG5) binding protein (gene KNSTRN). NCBI's taxonomy places the organism in Eukaryota, Metazoa, Chordata, Mammalia, Artiodactyla, Lipotidae. Gene Ontology annotation, biological process: spindle organization; mitotic sister chromatid segregation; regulation of attachment of spindle microtubules to kinetochore. Gene Ontology annotation, cellular component: kinetochore; microtubule plus-end; mitotic spindle. The record is from RefSeq and is a predicted model, not a curated record.
AUGGCAGCCCCCGAAGGCGUCGCCCACGGCAGUGCCUUCCGUACAACAUGGCCGCCUACAGAGAGCGCAUCGCCCCUCCCGCCGGGCCACCGGAAGUUUCCGUUUGAAACCCAGGCGGCAGACCCGGUCUGCGGUACGGCAGUUAUUGCAGAGCAUCUUUUGAACCAGAGGGACGAGGCCUGUGGGCAGGAGCAGUAGGCGUCUGGGCCCCAGCCGUGCCGCCUCGUUACGAUGACCAGCGUGGUCAAGACAGUGUACACCCUGCAGCCGCCCUCUGUGCUGAGCAGCGGCCUGUCCGCAGAUGCACAAACUCGGGCCACUUCUAAGAGCCUAUUACCUGUUAGGUCCAAAGAAGUCGAUGUUUCCCGACCUCACUUAGGAGUUUCAGAAAGUGAUGUUACAAAAAUCAUCAAACCAAGACGAGACAAUGGGCAGCUGAGAGCUACAGACACUGCCACCAGGAGGAACAUCAGGAAGAGCUAUAAGCCACUGAGUAAAGAGAAAUCAGAGGAAGAGCUCAAGGAUAAGAACCAGCUCUUAGAGGCCGUCAACAAGCAGUUGCACCAGAAGUUGAUUGAAACUCAGGGAGAGCUGAAGGACUUGACCCAAAAAGUGGAGCUGCUGGAGAAGUUUCAGGACAGCUGUUUGGCAAUUUUGGAGAGUAAGGGCCUCAACCCAGCUGCUGUUAGAAACUUUGCAAGAUGA